Molecule: messenger RNA, 1266 nt
Organism: Chenopodium quinoa (quinoa)
Lineage: Eukaryota; Viridiplantae; Streptophyta; Magnoliopsida; Caryophyllales; Amaranthaceae
Exons: 2
Coding region: 659-1072 (137 amino acids)
Source: RefSeq, a predicted model, not a curated record
UUGGAUGAAGAAGCAUACCAGUGGUUGUCAAACAUUGACCCCCAGCACUGGUCAAGGCAUGCUUUCUCUACAAACUGCAAGUCUAACAUGUUGUUAAACAACAUGUGUGAGACAUUUAAUGCAGUGAUUAGAGAUGCCAGAGACAAGCCUAUUCUAACUCAAAUGGAAUGGCUUAGAAGAUAUAUGAUGAAGAGGAGUAAUGACAAAUGGGAGGCAGCAAAGUCUUGGGAAGGUUUACUAACCCCAUUUGUCAACAAAGUCUUUGAUGGGUUGGAGAAGUAUGCCAUGACAUGUGAGGUUACAGCUUCAAGGGAUGAAAUUUAUGAGGUGAAAUACAAGGAUGAUCAGUGCAUUGUGGAUCUGCAAGAGAGAAAAUGCACUUGUUAUAGAUGGGAGUUGACAGGAAUACCUUGUGUCCAUGCAUUUGCUUGCAUAAUGGACAAAAGGGAUGAUCCUGAGUUGUAUGUGCACCCACAUUACUAUAGGGUGACAUACUUGGCUGCAUAUGAGAACCCAAUACAGCCAAUGCCUGGCCCUAAGAAUUGGGAAAAGGUCAAGCUCAGACAGCCUUUGCCACCUAUGCUGAAAGUGCAACCAGGAAGACCUAAGGCAAAUAAGAGAAAGCUUGAACCAGGGGAGGGCACUUCUGCUAAAGGUGAUGAAACAAUGCAAGAAUUGUGGUGGGUUUGACCACUUUGCCAAAACAUGCAAGGCUGAAGCAGCACCCGAUCCAAAGGGUGGGAGGCCACAGAUGCAGACUCCUUGGCUUAAGGAACAGCGAAAGAAAAGUGAAGAGAAAGCAGCAAGACAGGCUGCACUGAAGUUGCCACAAUAUCAGCCUCCAACAACAGCACAGGCUGGGUCAAGUAAUGCUGCACCUGCAACUGCUGUGUCAAGCCAGCCUGCAACAAGAACAGAGCCUUUGCCAACUCAGCCUGUUACCAGGAGCAACAGGAGCCUGAGUCAGCCCACAAGAGUGCCAACAACUACUCCUCCCAAAGUCAAAAUACAGACCAGGUCCAAGCUUCAUGUAAUGACAAGCAAGAAGGACAAGGAUCUCAAUCAACUGUGACCCUAGGUCUACUCAUUAGUAUUUUGUAAUAGACAACCAAGUUUAUUUGGUAGUUGAACAAUGAUAGUUGAACAAUGAUUUUGCACAAAGGUGCCUUAACUUUUGUCUCAGCCAAUGUAAAACAAUUUCAAACAUUGUGUUGCAAGUACUAAUACGAAUUGUGAUAUGUUUCUACCAAAAAGUUCCAUUUCUCA